Sycon ciliatum is the source of this 2624-nucleotide messenger RNA. RefSeq names its product frizzled-9-like. Bases 594 to 2447 code for a protein of 617 amino acids. Gene Ontology annotation, molecular function: Wnt-protein binding; Wnt receptor activity. Gene Ontology annotation, biological process: canonical Wnt signaling pathway; non-canonical Wnt signaling pathway. Gene Ontology annotation, cellular component: plasma membrane. The transcript has 2 exons. The record is from RefSeq and is a predicted model, not a curated record. NCBI's taxonomy places the organism in Eukaryota, Metazoa, Porifera, Calcarea, Leucosolenida, Sycettidae.
CUUGAAGGGAUCUGUUUUCAUUUACAACGUGAAGAAUUUUUUCGCAGUAUCGCUGACCAGCAGCUUGGCAAACUUUGAAAAUCUCAACCUACUGCACGCAGGUGUCUACUUCAGCCUGCCGGAGGAAAGCUUGUCGACUCCAAGACCGUACCGGUGACCUAAAAGCGCGGAUGGAAGUGCCUGGAGCGUUGGCCGUGGACGAGACUAGGGAAACGCGACAACGAAUGAGAGACGAAACGCUCCCUGGGGCAUGUCCGCUAGUGCUUGUUCGGCUUGGUAACAGAUAGAAAACUGACUUUUGUAAUUGGCCGAUGGGCUUCUCAACUCUCCGUAUUCAUGGUAUUCAAAGGCCGAGUAUAGUGCUCUAACAUCGACACCCGAAGAAUCCCUGCGGCCAGAGUUUUGUGCGGCGGAUUUUGUUUGCCCGGCCUGCGCUGUUGAGCAAGCAGGACGUGUCCAUGUUAUUCGAGUCCUCGGCAACGGCGGGCGCGCAUAGAGCCUAUCGUUCGUGCAGAUCGAAGAUCAUCGGUAGUAAAAGUACUGCCUCCGUGUCUGCGGGGGUAUAGUCAUUGCAGAUCUACGCCGUUGAAAGCAUGCCAACAUCGAGGAAGAGUCAUGUAAGAAUAAGAAGCACACGUGCACAGAGUGCAAGGACAGGCACGAUGUUGGUGUCUGACCUGUGCGCCGGUAAAGUGGAAAGGCGUUUAUUCGGGCUGCUGGCUGUGUACCUGCUGCUUGCUAUGGCUGUGCCUGGUGCCGCAGGAACAGAGCAUAUCUGCACACCAUUACAGACUGCCGAUGGAGGCGCCGAAGCGUUGUGCAACGGUCUGUACAACAGCACUAUGGCGUACGUGAACGGCACUCUGCGGCGGGCCGUUGUCGCCGAGCUCAAUCAGUUCGCCGGCAUCAUCCUGACAUCGUCCACGUGCCACGCGCACAUGCCGCUGUUCGUCUGCGCGUCUUUCCUGCCCGUGUGUCGCAGCACAAGCAGCAUGGCGGGUGGGAUUUCGGCGCACUCAUCCGUACUCUACCCGUGCGACGAAUUCUGCUCAGCAAUGGAGUUCUCCUGCUCCGACCUGUUCGUCGCAAACCGAUUUGUUUGGCCGGUGCGGUUCAACUGCAACGACACGACUAGGUAUCCGAGGAAGGCGGACAACCGCACCGACUGCCUAGUACUGCCUCCUCUCCCGCCGAGUGUGGGUCCAGUGAGCACGACGUUGAUCCCCGUGACAGCCAACAUGUCCGGAAUGGGAUCCCGGCCCUGCAAUGGCGACUACUACUUUCAGGCGGAGAACCGUUCGUUCAUCACGCUAUGGAUCGCCAUCUGGUCUGUACUUUGCCUUUUGUCGUCGCUUAUCACGGUGGCCACGUUCUUCAUGGAUCGAGAACGCUUCAACUACCCGGAGAAGCCAAUCGUAUUUCUCAGCCUCUCCUACAGCAUAUUUUCGUUGGCAUUCAUUGCAAGGUUAAUUGCUGGAGAUACAGUUCUGGUGUGCUCUGGCUCUGAGCUGGUCAACGCUGGCACCAACUCUGGCCCGUGCACGAUCAUCGCUCUGCUACUGUACUUCUCAUGGAUGGCAUCGUACAGCUGGUGGCUGGUCUUGACGCUGACCUGGCUGCUGGCUGCCGGCUUCAAGUGGGGAACAGAGGCCAUUGCCAAGCACUCCACACACUUCCACAUCAUUGCCUGGGGUGCUCCAGCCCUGAAGACCCUCGUACUCGUGGCCACGGAGAAUGUGGAUGCGGACGAGCUUGCCCGCGUCUGCUCGGUUGGAAAUUUCAAGAAGUCGUCGCUUCUGGGCUUCGUGAUCAUACCCAUCUCCGUCUACUUGGCAAUAGGAACGCUGUUCAUUAUCAUCGGCAUUGCGUCGCUGAUCCGAAUACGUACAAUGAUGAAGGACGGCGGCCGCAGCACUCAGAAACUGGAGCAGCUGAUCGUGCGCAUAGGCAUCCUGUCUGUGUUUUACACUGGGCCGGCCAGCGUGGUUCUCGGCAUCUAUGCCCACGAGUAUGCCGACCGGGAUCACUGGCGCACGCACUGCACCGAGCCACUGUGCCGACCAGGCUGCACAGGCACGCACUGCGAUGCUCCGAUAUUCGCCGUCUACGUCGUCAAGUACUUCAUGCUGCUGGUGGUGGGCGUAACGUCCAGCGUCUGGAUUUGGUCGGGCAAGACGGUCGCGUCUUGGAAACGAUUCACGCGCCGCCUGUGUCGCAGGAAGUCGCGCUCGGCGGACCUGCACUCCCGACGCGUCAGUCACCUGUCAAUGGAGGGCAGCUACGUGCGUAAUCCAAUGAGACACAGCAAUGGCGGUGGUAGCGUCAAGGUGCACCGGUCGCAUGGCGGCGGCGGUGGCGUGAGCAACGGUCGUCCCUCUCAGGCACCACCGGUGCACAGCAUCGGGCGCGGAUCACAGGCGCCAACCCACAGUAUCACGCAGGUAUGAGAAUAUGUAGUGACCCACGCACAGUGUCACACAGGUAUGACAACUGUAGUGACCCACGCACAGUGUCACACAGGUAUGACAACUGUAGUUGUAUCCAACUGCUGUACCACACUGCCUUUUCUUUUUUGCUGCGCUAUCUGAGAAGCAACUUGAGCGAAGUGAUUCAAAAAUACUGGA